GUGUCUGCAAAGCGAACGUUGUUUUCUCUUUCCUAUUCUGUAGCUGAAGUUCAGCAGCUAAAUUCGUACCAAUGUUAUCACAUCAAUAUUCCCCCAAAAUUGAUUUCAAUAAGUAACCUUUAUUAUGUAAUAUUUGUUAAAAACAUUUAAUAUGGCUCAGGUACUACUUGAUCGAGCUAAUAAUCGAAGAUCUAGUGUUAAAGAACUUUUAUCUAAUACAUUUGAAACUGUUGGUAAUAAUAAUUUGGUAUCUGUCUUGAGCAAAUUAAGACGGAGAAAAGAAACAUCAAAAAAUAAUCCAGUUCAUCAUUCAUCAAAAGACCAGUCUCUAACACCUGAAUUAUCAAGAGAAAACCAAACUAUUGAUAUCAUAAACCUUGACGAUAGCAGAUCGUGUGAUGAUCCAGAAUAUACUCAAAAUGAGGAGGAUGACUUGCCAUCUGUUGAUAUUAUAGAAGAGACAAAAAAUGACAUGAAAGGAUUUGCUUGUACAGUUUGCGGACAUGUGACAUCAAGUUCACAAAGGUUGAGGGAACAUUUAAGCCGUCAUACUGGCAUAAAGCAUCUCGAGUGUGAAAUCUGUGGGAAAAAAUUUGCAUGGCGAUACUCUUACCGAAGUCAUAUGGUUUCUCAUAUGGAAGAUAAUCCUAAUAAAUGUACAGUAUGUGGCAAAAGAUAUUGUAAUAAGUCAGCCGUGAAGAACCAUAUGCUAAGAAUACAUGGGAAUCCUAGCAAAGACUUUAAAUGUGAGAAAUGUGACAAAAGAUUUGUGACAGAAGCCGAGCUUAAGAGACAUGGUUUUAACCAUACGAAGGAAAAGUCCUUUGUAUGUGAAUAUUGUGGAAAUGCAUAUCGAUAUAAAGGAGCUUUAUUAGUGCAUUACAGAAUUCAUUCUGGUGAAAAGCCUUAUAAAUGUGGAUUUUGCGAUAAAGCAUUUAUACAUUUAUCUUCAGCAAUUGGUCACCGUCGGAGACACACUGGAGAAAUGCCUUAUCAAUGCAAAGAAUGUGGGAAAACAUUCAGAGUCAAAAGGGCAAUGACUGCUCAUAUGUCUGUGCAUAAUGACAAAAGACAAUUCAAAUGUAAUGAGUGUGGCAAAGGUUUUAAAUCCAGAAGUGGAUAUCGUGUUCAUUUAGAUUUUCACCUUGGUGUUAAGAGGCAUGCAUGUAAAUACUGUGGCCGAACCUUCCGAGCUUGGUGUAAUAUGCACAAACAUGUGAGAAGGCACCUGGGAGAAAAGCCUCAUAAAUGUGAAUUAUGUGGUAAAACAUUUAUUGAAAAACAAGAAUUAAAAAAUCACAUGAAAAGUCAUAAAGAAAAAAAUCAGAAAUCAAAAAAUGUAAAAUCUGCUGGAAAUACUUGUGAAAGUAAUUGUGCUGAAAUCCUACCUCCCCCAUCAAUGACUUGCUCUUCUGCAAGUAUCAGCUCUUCAAAUUUCACUGGUACACAACAUGCAAGUGAAAUAAUACCUCAUAUUGACAUUUCUGACAGUCAACCAGUAAUGUAUGAUUGCAAUCUUCCAAGUUCCUUAGAUAAAAACUCCCCUGAAAAAUGUCAGUUACUUCAGGAUAAUUUUGUAUCUCAGUUUUUGUAUUCUCAACAGUCUUCUGUACAAUAUUCUUCUCAGUCUUCAUCUGUUCUAAAUAUGUAUCCUUCGAUUGAAUCUGGGCAAACAUCAUCGAAUAGAUCCGCAUUCAUUACCAAUAUGAAUUCCACUAAUUUUAACUGUGUGUCAUUAAAUAACCAAAAUUACAAUACAUUUUCAUAUGGUCUUCCAAAUUCAGAUAGUAUUUUGUCAAAAUGUAAACUGUGUCGUAGUCUUUUUAAUUCUAUUUUGUUAUUGCGAAGUCAUUUGUUAGAUUAUCAUAGAAUUGAAGAAGAGCACAUUGAUGAGUUAAUGGCAUAAAUUCUGUAGAAGUUAUGAAAUAUGAAAGGCCAGCCACUAAAGAUAUUUGUUUUUCCAGAACAGUAAAAGUUGAGUUUAUUUUAAACUCCAUCUCUUAAAAUGAAAAUUAAUAUAAUGUAUAAGACCAGGGAUGAAAAAUCUAAAAUGUUUGGUUUUGCCAAACAAAGUAGAAGCUGAGUUUUAGUCUUUCCCCAAAUAAACUGUAAAUGCAUAUAUAAAUGCAAAAUGCUUCAACUUUAAUGGAAAAAAAUUAUGAAAUCGAGGCUGAAUUGUGAUUUUAAGAUAAAUUCCACAUAAAAUUGUUUGUGUUUGAAGAAAGAAAAUUUUUUAACAAAACUACAUCCAGGAAAUUCAUCCAAAAAUGAAUGCUCAGCUAGGCAACAUUAAGUUUUUAAAUAAUGUUAAUAAAGAAUGUACUUUAGAAUUUAUUUCUCUUUUAUAUAUAAGAAAUUACAUAAGUGAAUAUUUCAUGUCAAAAAGUAAUAAAAUUAUUUCUGACAUACUUUAAAGUUAAGUCAGAAAUAUGGCCACAUAUUAGAAAUAAAUGGGUGCAUCCUGGAAAGACUGCUCAAUAUCAGAUAUUAAACAAAUUAUAUUAAUUAGUAGGAGUUAGCAUUGUAUGUCUUUUAUAGCCAUAUUAUUUGCAUAUUAACUUUGUUAAAUAUUGCAUAUCAUAUAAAUAAAUAGGUAAACAUAAUCAUUACAUUUGAUCAUAAACUUUGAAUUAGAAAUCCAUGUAAAAACAAAUAAGAAUUAUAUUAUAGAGUCCCAAUUCAGUUUUCCUUGGUCUGUUCCAGGCAGGGCCUAACUGUAGCUUGCAAACCUCAUGAGAUUCUUUCAUUCCUUAAAUGCAACUCCACUGCAACAAGCAGUAAUUUUAUUUUUGAAAUGCAGUUGCAUUUUCAAAUAGAAACCAUGCAACAACAAGUUUCUUUAUUAAUUAGUAAUGUAAUUUCUUAAUUUAUACUAUGUGUUUAAUAAUUUAAUCCAUUUCAAACUGUGUAUUGUCCCCUAAUUAUCAGAACAACAAACACAGUUGCAAGUAAUUGCAUUUCUAUGAAUUACUGGGUUCCCUGACAAAAGCCCAGUGGACAAAAUCACAUGCAAAAAAAGCCCACCAAAAAACCCCACUGUGGUAAUUGCCCACACAACAAAUACCCAUACCGAUAAAAAGGUGCAUGGAUACAUAAUUUUUAUCACUAUAAAAUGUAUACAUGAUUGUAAUUAUAGUAGAUAGAGUAUUUAGAUUUGAUUUUCAACGUCUCAAAAAUAUAUCUGCUUGUAUAUUUUAUCAUAACUUUAUUUGUUAAUUUUUUUAUGUAGCAAACAAACUUUCUGCUUUCUAAUUAGGUAAUCAGCUAUAAUGUUUCGAUGAUAAAACUGAAUAUGUA
Stegodyphus dumicola is the source of this 3297-nucleotide messenger RNA. RefSeq lists its product as uncharacterized. The record is from RefSeq and is a predicted model, not a curated record. Gene Ontology annotation, biological process: regulation of transcription by RNA polymerase II. Lineage: Eukaryota; Metazoa; Arthropoda; Arachnida; Araneae; Eresidae. Gene Ontology annotation, molecular function: DNA-binding transcription repressor activity, RNA polymerase II-specific; RNA polymerase II cis-regulatory region sequence-specific DNA binding. Gene Ontology annotation, cellular component: nucleoplasm.